AUGGCGCUCUCGUCGGACCUCAUUUUCAGCAUCAUCGCCACCUGCCUCUGCGGAACGCUCAUCCUCUUCCGCUGCGUCUACCGCGCCAUCUGGCGAUGCCACAUCCACAAGACAUGCCACCGACACUGGCGCAGCGAUGACACAAUCAUGGCAUUUGCGCUGUUGCCGCUCAUCGGACGAUCCGCGACGAUACUGAGUGCCUAUGUGCUCAAUCCGCUGCAGUCCAUGUCGCCAGUGUCGGUCGAGGAGGCGAACGCCGUGAGCUUGACCGCUGCGCAGUUGACCGCGAACAGGGUGCUGGCGAGGAAACUCCUUAUCCCUGGCAGGAUAUGCUAUGCCUUGUUCUUGUGGUGCUUGAAGCUCUGUCUUCUCGUAUUCUACUCCCGGUUCAUCAACACACUGGACUGGGGUAAGCGAGCGGCCACCAUCACCUGGUGUGCCUGGGAACUAGCGCCUCCCGAAACGCUUCCGACCUGCGCCAAGGCAAUGGCCAACCUUCUCACCAUGGCCAUCACCAACAUUCUCACCGACCUGGUCUUGAUUGCGCUACCCUUUCCGAUGCUGCGAAAUGUCAGACUACAAAAAAAGGACAAGAUCCAACUGAGCCUACUCUUCAGUAUCGGCACCAUUGUCGUCCUCAUCACGAUACUGCGCCUUCCGCUCAUUCUCACACAAUCACUCAGCCAGCGCUCGCGAUCACUGUGGGCGUCCAUUGAGAUCCUGUGCGCCUGCAUCGUGGCCAACGCAGCCUUCUUCUUCACACUGUCGCGCGACAUACAGCGACGACACACGAGCCAUUCGCAGGGCUCCAACAUAGUACCGGCCGAACCGGUCCUCUAUCUCCGACGGAUUUCGACGUCUUCGGCCGUUGGGGGUGCGCAUUUUUCGUCGUCAAAGGCGUCGUCCAAAGGGGAGGACCGCGUGACGGCGCUGGAUGAUAUGUAUAAUGACGAGACCCGGAUAAUAGGACGGUAA
This is a messenger RNA of Emericellopsis cladophorae, 975 nucleotides long. RefSeq lists its product as uncharacterized. The coding region runs from base 1 to 975 and encodes 324 amino acids. The record is from RefSeq and is a predicted model, not a curated record. The transcript is spliced from 5 exons. Lineage: Eukaryota; Fungi; Ascomycota; Sordariomycetes; Hypocreales; Bionectriaceae.